GCGGGCUUCGGGUUUCCGCUCCUGCUUAUUAAUAACGGCGCCUCUCCUCAUCUCGGGGCAGCCGCGGCUCGAGGUGCCCGUGCCGGAGCGGCAGAGAGAGAUGGCAGAUUUUGAACUUCCAGUGGAGCAGGAUAGUGAAGAAACCUUGGAGCCAAAUAUUGCCAGUGUAGGAACACUGCCAGAAUUUAACCAAGAAAAUGUCCCUGAGUUCUUCUACAUGGACCCCAUUAGUGCUCAGUUCCAACAAAAUCCUGAAAUUGCUGGGGCCUCGCUGGAGUCUCAGGAUUCCAUGACUUGCCAAGACUUGUCUGCUGCUGAGAGCCAACAUGUGGACAUGGAAGAUCUUGGGGAACGUUUCCAGCAAUGCAUUGAAGCAGUAGAACAGCUAGAGGAGGAGAGGGACUCUCUCAUUAAGGAACUCACACUCUUACGCCAACCAGCUCUCGAGGAACUCCAACGGGCCCACGAAGAGAUUCUGGAAGCCUACAGGCUCCAUACCAAAGUAGAGCUGGAGAAAGAUAACCUGCGGGAUGAGAUUCGACAGGUGAAGCAGAAGCUAUUUAGGGUGACGCGGGAGUGCGUGGCAUGCCAGUAUCAGCUGGAAACCAGGAGGUACGAAGUCGCUCAGCACGUGGACUACCAAAAAGAACUGGAGAACAGAGUCAGCCAGCUCUCACAAGAGCUGUCCCAGUUGAAAGAGACUUGUGAGGAAGAGAAGGAACAUUUUAGGCAGAAGCUGAAGGCUCCACGGCAUGAGAGGAGCAGCCGUCACCUCCAAGAGAGCCGGCGGCUUUCCAUGGAAUUUGAGAGUUUUGUACUGGAGAACCGUCAGUGCUUGGAGGAGCAUUAUGAACCGAAGCUGAUGCGCCUCUUGGAAAGGAGAGAAGCCAGCAGCAAAGCCUUGCAAACGACACAGUGUGAAAUCCACAGACUGAAGGAGACCCUGAGGCCGUUGCAGGGAGAAGUCAGCAAGUUGCUACUGCAAAACAGGAACCUGGAGGAACAGAUUCUGCUGAUCAAGCAGAAGCGCGAUGAAGAGGUCCUGCAAUACAAGGAGCAAGUGGAGGAGAUGGAAAACAGAAUAAGGGAACUGAAGACUGGAGUUCAACUUCAGCAACGAAAGAACCAAGAAUUGGAAGAACUGAAAGUCAGUUUACAUCAAGAACUGUCCAUUUUCAAAGGCUGCUUGGAAAUGUAUGGGCAACUCUGCGAAUCGGAAGUGAAGGAAGAUGAAGAUAAAGACGAAGACUGAAUCCCACGCACAGCCAUCUUUCCCUCUGCUUACCAAUAUGGACUCCAUCCGACUAAUACUGGUAGCAACCAAUAAGCAAGAUUUCUAGGAUGAGAGUUUGCAUUUUUACUGUCAAAAAGGAUUAUGAUUUUUGAGAUGUGACCAUUAUGACAGACCUGAUAUUAACAGAACACCAGAUAAGCAUUAUCAGCAAUUGUUAACAUGUACUCGGAUGACAUGUCAAAACCUUUGUCAAUAUUUAAUUUUCUGUAUAAAACUUGCUUAUGAAUAGUGAAGCGA
This is a messenger RNA of Pantherophis guttatus, 1531 nucleotides long. It is a transcript of the gene SYNC, whose product is annotated as syncoilin, intermediate filament protein. The record is from RefSeq and is a predicted model, not a curated record. Gene Ontology annotation, cellular component: intermediate filament. NCBI's taxonomy places the organism in Eukaryota, Metazoa, Chordata, Lepidosauria, Squamata, Colubridae.